CGUGAACGGAAUGGAUGAUUUUAUAAGCACCUUCCCCUUCGCUCUCCUACCAUUUACUUCUUGUAUGUAAAUAAAUACAUCCUCCACCUUCCGUCAGCAGUUUGCCGGCAUGAUAGAUUAACAAGUCGAUGUUAGAUGACCGCCAGAGCAAUAAUUAUAUCUUGAUUUGCUUCAACCUGUGCAAAUAUGAGCGACUCGCCUUGUGAUUGCUGCGGAGGUGCUCUGCGAGAGCCAUACAUCGCUUGUUUUGAAUGCCCUGCCAUGGUUUGUCCACGAUGUUUUUCCAGAGGAGCAGAAAGUGGGCCACACAAGAGUUGGCACUCGUACUCUGUGCGCUCCGAUAACAUCCCAAUCUUCGAAGACGGAUGGUCGCUGCGAGAUGAGCGGCUGCUUCUAGAUUACGUGCAGUCCUAUGGUUAUGGUAACUGGAAAGACAUUUCUAGAAAGCUGAAAAGAACGCAAGAGGAAUGCAAGACUCAUUAUGACACUCAUCAUUUGACUACAGAGAAUGCUGCUUUCAUCAAAACUCCUUUACCUCCUCAUAAUCUAAAACUCAAUACGGAUCAACCUCCUCGGAUGAUUGUCCAAAAUUCGGGCACCUACAAUGCUUUGAGAUCGGAAAUCUGGCCUGAAGCGGACAUUGGAGCUGCUGAAAUCGAUCUCGCUAACUGUGUAAGUCCGGCUGACUGUGCCGACUGUGACCCAUCAAUGCUGGAAGUCAGUGAAGCCCUUCAAGAGGCCAUGGUGAACGUUUACAAUGACCGACUCAGAGAUAGGUUCCGGAGGAACACUGUCAUCAGAAACCAUGGUCUAAUCAGAAGAUACUACAACCUCCAAAAGAAGUACAGCUCCCUCAGUCCUUUCUCUGUGAUAUUAAAUGGCUAUCAAAUGGACUACUUGAUGGCAGGCCUAGCAAGGGCUGAGGAACUGAGAGUAAAAUUUGUAAAGCUCUGUGAACUCAGGGCUCAAGGCUUAAGAAGCAGAAAGGCGGCAGAGCUGAUGAAGACUUUGCAAUCCAUUCGUCAGGAGCAGAUCAAGAAUAUGAGGACGUGGGGUCCUUUGAAAGAGGAAACAAAGGCUACCACCAAAAGAGAAAUGCGGCCACUCGAAGUCGUAGGACUGCCGAUGAGUGAAAGACUGACUAUCGAGGAGAGAGAUUUGUGUGCCAAGGCACGAUUAGUACCUGAAUGUUUCUUUAUGUUCAAAGACACGUUGGUUGAGUUGUGUGAAAAACAGAAAGGAAUAACUUUGGCGCAGGCCCGUAGAGUUAUCAAAAUAGAUGUUAAUAAGACGAGAAAACUAUUUGACUUCCUGAAGAGCACCAACGUUAUCUAUGAACCAGCAGAGGAAAAAUAAACCUAUUUUUAUGUUCA
Molecule: messenger RNA, 1373 nt
Organism: Cloeon dipterum
Lineage: Eukaryota; Metazoa; Arthropoda; Insecta; Ephemeroptera; Baetidae
Gene: Ada2a
Product: Transcriptional adapter 2A
Exons: 4
Coding region: 187-1356 (389 amino acids)
Biological process (GO): chromatin remodeling; regulation of transcription by RNA polymerase II
Cellular component (GO): SAGA-type complex; nucleus
Molecular function (GO): chromatin binding; transcription coactivator activity; protein binding
Source: RefSeq, a predicted model, not a curated record